This is a messenger RNA of Penaeus monodon (black tiger shrimp), 634 nucleotides long. RefSeq names its product heme-binding protein 2-like. The record is from RefSeq and is a predicted model, not a curated record. Lineage: Eukaryota; Metazoa; Arthropoda; Malacostraca; Decapoda; Penaeidae.
UCUGUCUUACUGUGCUGGCAGUCAGCCGAGCCUUCGAGCUGGACGAGGAACCGGAGGAAAUUGCACCGUAUACUGUUAUUAAAGAUGCUGGGUCGUACGAGCUGAGGGUGUACGAGUCAGCCAAAUGGGUGUGUCACGACGAAAUGAGAAUGAGGCCUAAGAUGUACACCAGCUUCAUGAAACUCUUUGGCUACAUCACGGGCGAGAAUGAGAUGGUCCGCCCACGCCUUACCGUGGCAACCAGAACCUUCGGCGGCUGGAUGAGGAAGAUGCGCGAUUGGGUCACUCAGAAAAACGCUCUGGAACAGGACCUCAAAGCAGCCGCAGAACAGGGCGUCGACUACACGCGUUUCUAUGGAGCUGGCUACGAUUCUCCCAUGAAAUACAAAAACCGUAGGAACGAAGUGUGGUUCGUGGUGGACCAGUAAGAACCGCUACAGACAGUGGUUCCACCCCGUCGAUGGCAACCGGACGCGAUGGUACUGCACUGGAUAUUCGUUGGCCGUCACUUACUAAAUAGUUACAUAUGAAAUUAUGACCUUUUUUGCGUUUAUAAAAUUAUGUUUGAGUUAAUGUCCUGGAUCGAAGAAUAAUGAUAACAAAUAAUUAGUGAUCUAAAUAAAUUGUGGUAAAA